Molecule: messenger RNA, 438 nt
Organism: Podarcis raffonei (Aeolian wall lizard)
Lineage: Eukaryota; Metazoa; Chordata; Lepidosauria; Squamata; Lacertidae
Product: WD repeat- and FYVE domain-containing protein 4-like
Exons: 3
Coding region: 1-438 (145 amino acids)
Source: RefSeq, a predicted model, not a curated record
AUGGAUUUAGAAACCCUGAGGUCAGUUCUGGCCCCGGAUCACUUUGACCCAAGCAUGGAGGCUGAGCUAGAGUUCCCAAAACAGCUGGAGAAGGAGACGGAUUCACCUGACAAGAAUGCAGGCCGGGAUCAAGCCCAAGCUGGCAAUGAGAUGGUAGUCAAAGCAGAACCUGCUGAGCUCAGUAAGGAAGAUGAAAGCAAGUGCCCUUACUUCCUAUGGGAGACCCUAAGCAAGCAGUUCAUGGAAUAUGGGGAGAUGAAUCCAGCAGAGCUACAAAGCCAACUUCUGAGCUUCUUGCUCAUCUUUCUGAAGGCCUGGGAUCAGUCAGCUGGCAACAUCUGCAUUCCAAACACCCACCUUUUAGCAAGCGAGACGUCGAAGCUUCUGGCGAAAGAAAUCAAGAAGAAGCUGAACAGGAAGCCUGCAGGUGAACCAUAA